AAGGGAUUCAUGCUUGUGGAAGUAAGGAGCCUGCGACAGAAUUUUCACAUUUCAUUUCCCGAAGAUAUUCGGCGACCAAUCGCGAGAGAGAGAUUGAUUACGACACCAGCAGACGGCGUUGGGCGUUAGGAUGUCGCGCUGGUAGGACUAGAUGCGAAAUGUAUGGGACAACUUCAAGCCAGUGGACUUUAUUCUUGACAAUUCCCCUUCUCCUCCUGCUUACACUUGGAGGUUCUAGGCAACACUUGGCAGCGCCGUAGCCUCCCACUUUGCUCAAGACUUGGUCCCGCCCCACCCCGCUCUCUGUGUCAUCGCCUCUCUUCCGCUAUCAUUCGUGUAGGUCAUAAGUUUGGGGUGCUUAUUAUCAUCUGUCCUGCCAUGGGCUUUACAUCAUCACGACAAAUAGACAAAGACCUCCCCGCUUUGCCAGUACUAUCCGAACUGGCCUCUUCGGAGUGAAGGAGGCGAGCUCAUCGUCACCACAAACUGAGCAGGCUCGUCAUCUGGAGGGGUUUUGAUUUUGGGUACUAUGCACACGUCUAGAGCCUUCAUCGCUCGCUUUUUUGUGGGGUUAGGCAGAAGUUUAUCCACGAGUGCAGACAGAGUGGACAGAUAGUUUGCAGGUUGUAGACUCUGGUAUCUUGUGCCUGUUUGUCAAGCUGGGCCUCGCCAUCACUCUAGCAAUCACUUGGGUAUUGGUGGUGAUGGUGAUGAUGAUGGGGCUACUGAACGUUGAGAUCUGAGGGUUAGUUUCGUGGUUGGAGUGAGGAGUGGAUUUGGAGUUUGGUGUGGAGCGGCUGAUGGGGACUUCUUGUUGACCAGAUGACUGUUGAUUGUGGGUUCGCCAUCUGGCUAUAGCGGGAGUAUGAUAGAAUGAGGAAUCAUGAGUCUGAGGUUUGGAGCUAAGGGAUGGGGAAUUAAACUGCCAUGGAGGUUGAGGCAAGUUGUGUUGUAGAUUUUGACAGAUUUGGAGGCCGGGCCGGAUUCUAGAAAUUGGUCUCUAAGAUUGCACAACUGCAUUCCAUGAGCAGGGAUCAUUUGUUCACAGGUUGUCUCAAUGCUCUGAGAGUGUGCAGGAUAGGUGUUUGAGCAUUCACUUUGGCUCCUGCUGAUUGGCUCCUGUUCCUCACCUCAUAACCUUGGCAGCCAUGGAUCAGCAUGCUAUACGUGUGUUGAAAGCUGCGCCGUUGUUACUCGCUGGCGCUUACACAUCGUAUCUCCUAUAUGGGCGUGCAGGGGAGCCCGUAGAAGCCUUCGGAAAUCACUGUCAGAUGCCAGGACCGUUGUACAGUUGGAGGUUUGGUGUCCCGGCUGUUGAUGAUUUUCUUUGUGUAGUGGUGCAAUCUUUCAGACAAGGGUUAAGCACAGCGGAAGGAACUUGGAUAACGGGUUAUUUGAUUACGACCUUAGUGUCAGCUUAUGCAUUUCUGGCAGUGGAAGGGUCGAGGCAAAAGGCUGGGUGGUUCCUGUCACUCAUCCCAUUGCAUGCAUUACUAUUUAUGCUGGUUGGCAUUUCAGUUGUUGUACCUGCUAUUUGGCUGCCCUCGUACAUUCUCUACAACGCCGGCGACAGGACACCUCGGGAAAUAUGGCGCAAGAAGGUGUCCAUGGUUAGAAUAGGUGCCAUAGCUCUUUCCCUCAUCCUUUUGAAACUGAGUGCUAUAGCUAUAUUUUUCCCAUUUUCUGAAAAGGGAAAGGAGAUCUCUAUUCUUCUCUUCCAAAUCGCUCCUAUCGCCCUGGCAUGCUUGUGGAUGCUGCUAUCCCCCGCUUCAGAAGGGGUUUCUCAAAUGCGAGGCCACCGUCGAGUCAAGGCCAUGCACCUCUUGCAAGCCGAGGCAGGCCUCAUCUGGCAUCUUAUUGGGGUCUUAUACAUUAUCCGUGACCCUGAAAUCCCUUGGAGAGUAUUUAAGCUGUUGCACUCCUGGUCCAACACUGAGUUCCAAGCAUUCUUCCUCCUCGUGGAUGUGUCCGUCCUCUUCCUUGGAUUCAUGUACGUCAUUGUCCUGGAAGAUGGCACCGACAUAGCCUCCCUUGUAGCUCUUGGGAGUGUGCUUCUGGGUCCAGCCUCCGCCCUGUCUGCCUACUUCGCAUACCGAGAGGACAAGAUACUUCAAGCAGUCAUCGUCCAAGAACGCUCCAAAGAUUUCUAACACUACUUUCUGCCUACCUCACUUUCAUUGUCAAUUGAAUGUUUUUCUUUUUUUCUUUUUCCACCAGCGUAGGGACUUUUGAUCGUCAUCAACAAACAUAGCUUGCUUGAUGACUUGUUCGUUCCUCCAGGUGCUGUUAUACUUCGCUCCUCAUCCCUCCUGUCAAGGCAUCGGAUAGCACAUGACUAGACAAUCCUUUCUCAGAGAAAUGAAUAGCUUAUUCUGUCUAUUUCCUUUUUUCUUUUUCUCGUUUUUUUUUUUUUUUUUUUUUUUUUUUUCCACCAUUAUGAAGACGAUCUUCGUCCUCAGUGGUGAUGUAGCUCGCUGUCCUUGCUUGUCAUGCAAUUGCAAUCCAACUGUGAGGUAGAGUCUAGUGCCCCAAUAUUUUCAGCAUGUACAUCCUCAGUUCCAGUGUUUUCAACCUUGUUAAUGUGUGUACUCCAUAUAUCUGAAGCAAGUGAAGCUAUUAAAAGUGGUAGAUUCAUUGCAUGGUCUUCAAGAGCAAUUCC
Messenger RNA from Physcomitrium patens, 2659 nucleotides. The record is from RefSeq and is a predicted model, not a curated record. NCBI's taxonomy places the organism in Eukaryota, Viridiplantae, Streptophyta, Bryopsida, Funariales, Funariaceae.